AUGAAGAGAACUCUAGAAAUUGAUUUUGAUACUAUUGAGCGCGUUAUUCCUAGUUCAAGUAAACGAGUAAAAUUUAUGCAACAAGUAAAGGAAUAUAAUGAUAUGAUAAAUGGAAAGGGUAAAGAUGAAUUAAAGAAGAAUAAUUCUGAUAGUGAGUUGGAUAAAAAUGAAUUGGAUGGGAAUGAUGAAUCUGGUAAUAUCAAGAUACAAGAAGGAAAACCUUAUAAUAGUUUUGUAAAAGAGAGAUUUAAUGAUGUUAAGGAAUUAAAUCCUGAAUUGACCAAUCAAGACAUCUUUAGACUUCUUGCUAUUGAGUGGAAGAGUAGUUCGAUGAAUCCCAAAAAUGAUU
Messenger RNA from Acaulospora morrowiae, 349 nucleotides. The record is from the annotation of a GenBank genome assembly. Lineage: Eukaryota; Fungi; Glomeromycota; Glomeromycetes; Diversisporales; Acaulosporaceae.